Molecule: messenger RNA, 1086 nt
Organism: Arabidopsis thaliana (thale cress)
Lineage: Eukaryota; Viridiplantae; Streptophyta; Magnoliopsida; Brassicales; Brassicaceae
Product: F-box and associated interaction domains-containing protein
Exons: 3
Coding region: 1-1086 (361 amino acids)
Source: RefSeq, marked reviewed
AUGAAUAAAGGGAACACUUUAGAUUCUAUCCCUACUGAUCUUAUACUCGAGAUAUUCUCGAGAUUGUCUGCAAAGUCAGUUGGGAGGCUUCGUUGCCUGUCCAAGCUAUGGAGAAAAGGUGAGUGGUUCUUCUUCUCGUCGCUUCAGCCUCAAAAUCUUUAUGAGAAGCCGUUUCUUGUAGUAGCCGCAGAUUUUCAUAUGAAGUUCUCUGAAGACAUGAGCCAUGACAUUUAUAGCUAUGCUUCUGGUUUGAUCUAUUUUCCUAAAAUGUUGAUCGAAAACGAGAAAUCGGGUGCAAUACGUGUGAUAUGUAACCCUAUCACGGGUCAGUAUGCGAUCUUACCUAAACUGAUUACGCUACAAGCGGCGAGAAGUUUUUUAGGGUUUGAUCCGAUUGACAAUCAAUUCAAGGUAUUGCUCGUGAACAACGAUAUAGUUAAUAAUGACAUGGAUAUUCUAACAUUGGGAAUUGGAGAAUUGAUGUCAGAGAAAUUGAAAUUUAUUGAGGCAAAAUGCUUUUUUGCAUUAGAUGAUGUACAAUUGAUAAACUAUAAGGGUAAAUUAGGUGGGAUUAGUUGGAAUAAUCAUGAGGUUGCUCCCGUUGAGUUGUCUAUGUGGGUUCUAGAAGAUGUCGAGAAACAAGAAUGGUCCAAAAAUGUCUACAUUUUGCCUAAGAAUGUAGUCCCUAAUAACUGGUUGCACGCUGCUGGAGUGACUGUUGAAGGUGAUAUUGUUUUCUCGGAGGCUGUAGUAUCCAAUCCGUUUGAUGUUUUCUACUUUAAUCCCGAAAAGAACACUCUCCAACACGUUGAAACCCAUUGUAACCAUGAAGUGUUUGACGAUGAGAAUCUAGUUAACAUCUUUGUAGACCAUGUAGAGGAUCUUAAGUUUGAUGUUAUGAAGCCAACAUAUGCUGCAACAUCUAUACGCCCAACAGAACAGAAGCAUAAACCCACGAGCACAGAAACAUCGAUGUCUAGAAAAGAUCAUCAAGUGAGGACCAUUGAUCAACCGCAACAAGAUCGUUGUACGUUUGAGAGCAUUAAUAACAAAUUUGAUGUUAUGUGUCUUUUAGAUGAUGACUAA